CGACGUCUUGCCUAUUUGACGUUCCGACAGCCUCUGACCCAUCGAGUCUCAUCACUCGAAGGUCGACGAAUGAGUCUCAGUCAUCCUGAAUGAGGCCUUCGAUCGUCAAUGAUAAAUCAGCGAAUCGAUGUUGACGAGAAGAGGAUACCAACGUGUGGCUGACGUCCUGCUUGACCACUUUGCCGUUUGAGUCGCGGGCCUUAACGAUUCAUGAGAUGCCCAUGGCACUUUGGCAGGCCCUUCUUGUUCCUUGUUCAUCCCUUCAUUGCCUCAUCUUUUCACCGUAGUUCGAUAUUCGUGGAUGGCUUUUUUGGCUGUGGCAAUGUCUUCGUCUCUCAUACACUGGUCGUUUUGGCUGCGGUUGUGGCCUGUGGUGGCUGUUUGCCUCUGCUCAUCGCUUCAUUGAUUGCUUCAUCAAUCCAUCCCUUCCGCCUUCCAUCGUUCCCUCCAUCGAUGUGGCUUCUUGUGUCACCGUGGAAAGCUCUCCUGCUGCUCUAUAGGGAGAUGGCCUCCCGAGGUGGCCGGCAAUGCCAAGCCCAAACUCUGAAAGGCAAUGGCUGCCUGUACCUGCCCGUGCUUGACGUUUGGUCAACUGACAAACUAUCACAUACUCACUUCUACGGGCAUUUUUGAUGUCCCUCUCAUGGGCCGGGGCGUCUCGAAGAGGCAUUUUCAGAGUUUUCUGGGCGCGAAUGUGAGACGAACAGACGCAACUGCAGUACGUGAGUGCACUGUGCCGGUAUCUCGGGCGUACGAGUGGCACAGAGUGCUGGUAGUA
Molecule: messenger RNA, 778 nt
Organism: Tilletiaria anomala UBC 951
Lineage: Eukaryota; Fungi; Basidiomycota; Exobasidiomycetes; Georgefischeriales; Tilletiariaceae
Exons: 1
Coding region: 211-633 (140 amino acids)
Source: RefSeq, a predicted model, not a curated record